Messenger RNA from Penicillium brevicompactum, 213 nucleotides. RefSeq lists its product as uncharacterized. NCBI's taxonomy places the organism in Eukaryota, Fungi, Ascomycota, Eurotiomycetes, Eurotiales, Aspergillaceae. The record is from RefSeq and is a predicted model, not a curated record. The transcript is spliced from 2 exons. The coding region runs from base 1 to 213 and encodes 70 amino acids.
AUGGGUCAUUGUCUAAGCGGGGCCCGGCGGUUCACAGCCUUUUUUUCUCCAUUGCGCUACCCCUCUAAAACCUCACCCUCUGAUACCCCGCGCGUCAUUUACCUCGCGAUCUCCCGUCAUGGCGUCAGCUUCACUCCCCGCCUCCGUGGCGGCCUUGUCCCCUCCAAUCGACUGAACAGCGGUCCAAGUUCGCCGGCUGCUUUCCGACCUUGA